AUGGGAGCUAUUUUAAAUACUCUUCCCUUAAGCCAAACCGAUAAUUUGACAAACAUAUCACCAAAUCGUGCUGAUUGGUUAACUGCUCAUGCAGAUGCAACGGGGCUUGCAGUUGUCGAAGUUGAACGAUUAUGGAAUCGUUUUAAGCAAUUAACAGGUUCAAAUGAACAGACAAAAUUAAAUCCUGAUCAUAAUGCAUUACCGAAUGAAUUAUCCAAUGAUAUUUUUGUUAAAAAUCUUUUAAAACAUUUUCCUGUUUCGAAAACAGACCAGCAUAGUAUUCCAUUUGGCUAUUUUUUAACUGUUAUGCACUGGUUUGAUGAAGCUAGUAUUCAUGAUAAACUUGGAGCUUUAUAUAUAUAUCUCAAUAAUGGUGAACCAAUUGAUGCUAAUAUGAUAAGUAAACUUUUAAAACAUGUUUAUCGAGAAACUAGAGAUGAUGAAAUCAAAGCAUUAUCUCAUCAAUUUAUGCGACAAUUACAAGCAAAUGAACGUGGUCAGCUAAAUAUGGAACAGUUUAUUGCUGGUGUUCAGCGAUGUUUUUCACCAGGUGAACUUGAAGAACUUCUUAAAUUUGAUAUUAUUCCAGCGCAUUUACUUGAUGAAGCUAAUGCAAUAUCAUCACUUCAAUCAUCAUCAACAAAUCUUCGUAAUGCAUAUGAUUAUGGUACUAAUGAUCUUGUUAGUGAUAGCCAGUUAAGACAAAUUGCUACUCAAGCAACACGUAGAAAUUGGACAAAAUUAGCAGUAUCACUUGGUUUUCUUGAAUAUGAUAUUGAAGCAUUUAAAGCAAAAAAUAAUAAUGAUUCAGCAGCAGCAUUAUAUGAAUUAUUACAAGUAUGGCAUGAACAAGAAGGUGCAUUUGCAACAAAAAGACGACUCAAACGUAGUUUAGAACAAGCUGAUUUUCCUGAACUUAUUCCAAUACUUAAUUAA
Molecule: messenger RNA, 936 nt
Organism: Adineta steineri
Lineage: Eukaryota; Metazoa; Rotifera; Eurotatoria; Adinetida; Adinetidae
Source: the annotation of a GenBank genome assembly